This is a messenger RNA of Mobula hypostoma (lesser devil ray), 2832 nucleotides long. It is a transcript of the gene cdk9, whose product is annotated as cyclin-dependent kinase 9 (CDC2-related kinase). Gene Ontology annotation, biological process: protein phosphorylation; positive regulation of transcription elongation by RNA polymerase II. The transcript has 7 exons. Gene Ontology annotation, molecular function: RNA polymerase II CTD heptapeptide repeat kinase activity; ATP binding; cyclin binding. The coding region runs from base 15 to 1181 and encodes 388 amino acids. Lineage: Eukaryota; Metazoa; Chordata; Chondrichthyes; Myliobatiformes; Myliobatidae. Gene Ontology annotation, cellular component: cyclin/CDK positive transcription elongation factor complex; nucleus. The record is from RefSeq and is a predicted model, not a curated record.
GCCGGAAGUUCAAGAUGGCGCGGUGCCCGGACGGCGGCAUGGGGGUCCGGCUCAGCGCCGAUAUGGUCAAAUAUUACGAGGUGUUGGAUUUCCAGUUCUGCGAUGAGGUGGCGAAGUACGAGAAGAUGGCGAAGAUCGGACAGGGGACCUUUGGGGAGGUGUUCAAAGCACGUCAUCGGCAGACAGGGAAAAAAGUGGCCUUGAAGAAAGUUCUCAUGGAAAAUGAAAAGGAAGGGUUUCCCAUCACGGCGUUGAGAGAAAUAAAAAUCCUGCAACUACUGAAACAUGAAAAUGUGGUGAAUCUUAUUGAGAUCUGCCGCACCAAAGCCACGCAGUAUAAUCGCUACAAGGGCAGCAUCUAUCUGGUAUUUGACUUCUGCGAGCAUGACCUGGCUGGACUGCUCAGCAAUGCAAACGUGAAGUUCACUUUGGCAGAAAUCAAGAAGGUGAUGCAGAUGCUGCUGAAUGGGCUCUACUACAUCCAUCGGAACAAGAUCCUGCACCGAGAUAUGAAAGCAGCCAAUGUUCUGAUCACUCGGGAUGGUGUGUUGAAACUGGCCGACUUUGGUCUGGCUCGAGCAUUUAGUCUUGCCAAGAAUAGUCAGCCAAAUCGCUACACCAAUAGGGUGGUAACCCUGUGGUACCGUCCACCAGAGCUCCUGCUAGGUGAGCGAGACUAUGGACCGCCUAUUGAUCUUUGGGGUGCUGGUUGCAUCAUGGCUGAGAUGUGGACACGGAGUCCAAUAAUGCAGGGCAACACAGAACAGCACCAGUUAACGUUGAUCAGUCAGCUCUGUGGCUCCAUUACAGCAGAGGUUUGGCCUAACGUUGAGAAGUAUGAACUGUACCAAAAGUUGGAAUUACCUAAAGGUCAGAAGCGGAAAGUUAAAGACCGGUUAAAAGCCUAUGUAAAGGACCCUUAUGCACUGGACCUCAUUGACAAGUUGCUUGUCCUUGACCCGACCCAGAGGAUUGACAGUGAUGAUGCACUUAACCACGAUUUCUUCUGGACUGACCCUAUGCCUUCUGACCUUAAGAACAUGCUCUCAACCCACAACCAAUCAAUGUUUGAAUAUUUAGCCCCUCCCAGGAGGCGUGGCAGUCACAUGCCUCAGCAGUCAACCAAUCAGAACAAGAAUCCCGCCGCCGCCAACCAGACAGAGUUCGAUCGCGUAUUUUGAAAAUGGUUAAAGAAGUUAAUGAAUUGUAGAGUGACCUGGGGCAGGUUGUUUAUUUAUAUAGAUAGUGCCAUAUUGAGGGUCUUGUGAUCAAAAGAUGUUGAACUGUUAUUCAUAAAUUGUGCCUAUUACUAAUUGGAUGUUGUCAAAGGUACUUCUCUUCAAAAGCAAAAAAUGGGCUGUGAGUCCAGAAAUAACAUACUAUGACCCUGGUUAAGGAGUCCUGGAUUGAUUUCUGUUUUCUCGGUGAUGCUGUAGUAUUCAGCAUAAGUUUAGAAUUGUUUGUAUUUCUUUGUUCGAUCCGUAAUCAUUCCAUCAUUGGCUGAUGUUGAAUCACUUUGAGUUAGUACUUGGAGCACAAGUGAAUGGCACAAUGUGUCCACAUGUCUUGGGAUGUGUGUUUAUAUUCAGAUUUCCCUCAGAUGCUGCUCACCUGUUGCAAUCUGACGGCAUUCCAAAAAGAAAAUGAAGAAAGUCAGUUAUAUCACCCGAAAUAAAGAUUUACAGGCAUAGACAGUGAAUAGUUUUCCUCUUACAUUGGUCGUGACUUCAGAGCUCUUGGUAAAUUCAGGAAACUGACUCAUGUUCUUCUAAGCUUUAUUUUCUGAAGAUAAGCACCAUGGAGAUCUUUGGAUGCUGAAUAAUUUGUAUCUUGAAGAACUAUAUUUUGGAGAAAACAGUAUCUUCAUAAGCAUCUGUAGAACAUUGAAAUGAUGCUGCACUGUUUUUUUGGUGAUAGAAUCUUACUGAGAUUAUGGCUUUUUUUCCUGAAACCCAAAACUUUGCCAUUUGCUUCUCUUUAAGUUGGUACUUUUUACAUGGUUAUACUAUAAGAUAAUUGAAAGUUUUAAGAAAAAAGUAAAAUAUCUUCUCACAGAUCAGCUCAUACCUUGAGAGUGAUUUGUAGGUGCUGAUGUGCUGUAAUAAAUCCCGUUAGUGCCAGUGUUUGAUUCCUAUUCUAACGCUGCCUCGUUACUGACUUUCCUAGAAUGCAUGUCCACAGCUGAAUAAAAAUGAAAUGGAUUGAAUGAUUAUUAUACAACAUCAUCAUAAAUUUUCUGAGAAGUGUGGCCCUUUGUUUGCUUUCCCCUUCCAUUUAAGACGCAACUGUGCCUCUUACUAGGUUAUGUAAUUGAGCAGUUUCAUAGAUUCUAGCUGCAGAGUAUUAUGAACUCUGGGAGAAACUGUGCAAUAUGAGAACUCAUUUAAAUAGCUGCGGAACUGCCGUUAAUGUGAUAUAUAUUUCUCUGCAAAGUGGAAUCACAGACUAGUUUUUUUUUAAUGCAGUUUCUUUAUUUAUUUUGCUUGCAAUAUUUGAUUUUAUUCCAACUUUGUCAUGACCAAAUAUCAGAUUGUCCACUGGUAGAACAAAAUAGCCUAUUGCUUUCAUUGGCAUUGCCAGUACCUCCAGUAGUUUGAGUUCCAGUGUCUGGGAUGUCAAUAUAGGCUCAAUCCUGGAGUAUUUUAAGAAAUACUGUUAAUGUGCAGUUCUUAGGUUCAAACAAUUUCAAGGUAAAUGAUUUAGUUAUGCACUGUACAAUACAACAUUAGAGCAUAUGAAAAAUGUUUACAGUUUAUUAUACAUCACAUCAGUAAGUAUGAAUUCUAGGCUUUUAAAUAAAUUGUUCUGAAGCAAUCCGGCUUUGUUUCUGUG